Molecule: messenger RNA, 1815 nt
Organism: Penicillium malachiteum
Lineage: Eukaryota; Fungi; Ascomycota; Eurotiomycetes; Eurotiales; Aspergillaceae
Product: GMC family oxidoreductase
Exons: 4
Coding region: 1-1815 (604 amino acids)
Molecular function (GO): oxidoreductase activity, acting on CH-OH group of donors; flavin adenine dinucleotide binding
Source: RefSeq, a predicted model, not a curated record
AUGGGUCGAAAUCCGAUGGAAAAUCCAAUUCACUAUGCUACUCCUCAACUUCGAGUAGGACCACCUGUUACUUAUGCGGCAGCUCAACGUACUCUCAAAGGCUAUGAUUAUGUGAUUAUCGGAGCAGGCGCAGCAGGUUGUGUGUUGGCCAGCAAGCUUUCCGAGGAUAAGAACACAUCCGUUCUCCUCCUUGAGGCCGGUGGAAACAAUGAAAACGUUCUCGCAAGCAAAGUUCCUCUCAUGUUUGGUGAAUUGUUCCACAGUGAGCAUGAUUGGGAUUACAAUACCGUGGAACAGCUUGCUCUAGCUUCCCGUAAGCUCUACUGGCCUCGGGGACGCAUCCUUGGAGGUUCCACUUCGCUUAAUGCCAUGAUGUAUCACCACUGUGCAAAGUCAGACUACGAUGAAUGGGUCUCUGUGCAUGGGUGUCAGGGCUGGGGGUAUGAUGAUCUCGUGCCUUAUUUCCGCCGCAUGGAAAAAUUCACACCUAACCCUUCUCGGCCUGCCAUUGAGGCUGGAAAUAGAGGCGCAGAGGGGAAAUGGAAGGUAGGGAUUCCGGCGAUUCCAGAUGUCAAUACCAAAGAAGGUACACUGGGUGGUGUCACUCGUUUCCAGACGUUCAUUGAUCAGAAGGGACAAAGAUCUUCCAUGGCGACUGCUUUCCUAACACCUGAGGUACUUAAGAGGCCUAAUCUCUAUAUUGGCUGUCAUGCUCAUGUUACCCGGGUGCUCUUUGAUUGUCUCACAACUGAAGUACCCACUACCAUCGGCGUCGAGUUUCGAAGCAGCAAAGACCCCAACAGUGAGAGCUUCCAAGUCCAUGCUAGACGAGAGGUCAUCCUCUCAGGAGGAGCAAUUAAUACACCUCAGUUGCUACUAAUCAGUGGAAUUGGUCCCGCUGACGAGCUGACUCCUCUGGGAAUACCGAUCAUUAACAACAGCAGAGCAGUUGGCAAGAAUUUGAAGGAUCACCUUUGUCCUACGCCUAUUAUUUGCAAAGCAAAUCCUUCAUAUACUCUGGAUUAUCUAAAGAGCCCUAUCAAAUCCUUACCGGCUCUUCUUCGGUGGAAGCUAUUUGGAACUGGGCCAUUGACGAACAAUGUUGGCGAGGUGGCUGCCUUUCUGCGAACUGUUGACUUCAAUUUCUCUGAGUCAAGCAGUCAUCCGGCUGAUUUCACAUCGGGGUCCGUUGGACCGGAUAUUGAAUUGAUUGCUGCGCCCCUGAGUUUUAUUCACCAUGGUGAAGAGCCAGCUGCCGAAGGGGAAGGAAUGUUUAGUAUAGUGCCUACUCACCUCCGUCCACUUAGCACAGGAACAAUCAGUCUCAGAAGCCGAAAUCCGUUCGAUCACCCAAUAAUCAAUCCCAAAUACCUGUCCGAUGAAUCAAAUAACGAUCAAAAGGUUAUUCUGGCAGGACUCCGAGGUUGUCUCCGCAUAAUUCGCAGCGCAGCCCUUCAAAAAUACUUUGAGCCCGUCCCUAUCAACGACGAUCCUGCAUCUAAGUGGUGGCCAUAUUCGAGCAGCAAUAUUGAAAAGAUCUCAGAUGAGGAUCUGGUUCGCUUCAUGAAGGAAAAGGCGUUCACUCUUGACCAUCCGGUGGGAACUGCACGUAUGGGUCCGGACCCAAGUAGCAGUGUUGUUGAUUUACAGUGCAAAGUGCAUGGUGUUAAAGGGCUACGUGUGAUGGAUGCCAGUGUUUUUCCUGAGCAGAUUAGUGGGCAUCCUACCGCUCCUAUUGGUGCUAUGGCUUUUAAACUUAGCCAGAUGAUCAAGGAAGGGAAAACACCAGGUACACCGCUAUCAGCGCAUCUUUAA